AAAAAACGAAAGUGCAGCCUCUCUCGGGCCCGGGGCGGGGCCACAGCUCCUCCUCUAGCAAGCCGCGCGAGCGCAGUCCCACGGCCGCCGCCGUUCGCUCUACGCAGGCGCCAUUUCCCUAGCGCGCAUGCGCUGGGUCCCAGGACCACGUGCGCCGCCCUGUGGGCUUGGAUUGGCUGAGCCUUGACGUUGUCCCAGUCCCGGUGAUCGGAAGUUCUCCGUGGGUGCUGGGCGGCCGAAGGCUCCGGAACUGCGCCUGCGCUUUUCGGAGUAUUGUGAGGAUUGAGAUGACUGGAGUGUGUAUGGCCAGGAGAGUUGCUCAAUAAAUGUAUGUUGCCUUCCACUGUGAAGAGACGGAGUCUUGCUGUGUUGCCCAGGCUAGAGUGCAGUGGCAUGAUCUUGGCUCACUGCAAACUCCGCCUCCCAGGUUCACACCGUUUUCCUGCUUCAGCCUCCCAAGUAGCUAGGACUACAGCUGUAAAGAUGUCUGACAAGAACCAGAUAGCUGCCAGAGCUUCUCUUAUUGAGCAACUGAUGUCCAAAAGGAAUUUUGAGGAUCUUGGCAACCACCUUACUGAGCUAGAAACAAUUUAUGUGACUAAGGAGCAUCUCCAGGAGACAGAUGUGGUCAGAGCUGUGUACAAAGUCCUCAAAAACUGCCCCUCUGUGGCUUUGAAAAAGAAAGCCAAGUGUUUGCUAUCAAAGUGGAAAGCUGUUUAUAAAGAAACUCACUCCAAAGCGAGGAACAGCCCUAAAUUAUUUCCUGUGAGGAGUAAUAAAGAAGAAAAUUCAGGACCUUCUCAUGACCCAAGUCAGGAUGAAACACUGGGCAUCUGCAGCUUCAAUUCUGUGUCUUCCCAAGAUGUUGCAAAACUCAGUGAAAUGAUUGUGCCUGAAAAUAGAGCCAUUCAAUUGAAACCUAAGGAAGAGCAUUUUGGGGAUGGUGACCCUGAAUCCACUGGCAAGAGAUCGAGUGAGUUGCUGGAUCCCACAACACCCAUGAGAACUAAAUGCAUAGAGCUUCUUUACGCAGCUUUAACUAGUUCUUCCACAGAUCAACCCAAAGCUGAUUUGUGGCAAAACUUUGCAAGAGAAAUUGAAGAGCAUGUUUUUACCCUUUAUUCAAAGGACAUCAAAAAAUAUAAAACUUGCAUCAGAAGCAAAGUUGCCAAUUUGAAGAACCCCAAAAAUUCUCAUUUACAACAAAACUUGCUCUCUGGGACCAUGUCUCCACGAGAAUUUGCUGAAAUGACUGUCAUGGAGAUGGCAAAUAAGGAACUGAAGCAGUUGAGAGCCUCCUACACGGAAUCUUGUAUCCAGGAACAUUACCUUCCCCAAGUAAUUGAUGGCACACAGACAAAUAAAAUAAAAUGCAGACGCUGUGAGAAAUACAAUUGCAAAGUCACUGUAAUUGACAGAGGAACACUUUUCCUUCCCAGCUGGGUGCGGGAUUCAAACCCAGAUGAACAAAUGAUGACUUAUGUAAUUUGUAACGAAUGUGGGGAGCAGUGGUACCAUAGCAAGUGGGUGUGCUUGUAACUGUAAAUCAGUGUUCUCUUAACAGAUAACCCAAGUGAUACCUUUUAUUUGUACAACUCUUUUGUGCUUUUAAAAAUUUUAUACACACUACUCUCUAAAACAGAAGAAGGAGGAAAGAAAGUCGUUAGCUGAAGCUGACACCACCAUCCCUAAAAGUUACAGUUUGGGGAGAGGGAGUGGAUGACUAUUUGUAUUGUGCCUUGUGGCCAUUUAGUACCUUACUGUAGACAGAGUGUGGGUGAGAACAGCCCAGCAUAAACUGGGAGACUGUGGGAAAUGCAUUCCCAGGCCUCACACCAUUGAAUCUGAAUCUGCAUUUUGGCAGGAUCCCCAGGUAAUCUUCCAGGAUAGGAUAGUUUGAGAAGUGCUACUUUAGCAAUAGGCCUGUGGCUCUCAGCAGUGGCUGCAUUUUAGAAUCAUCUGGGAAGCUUUGGAAACCCACUGGUGUUGAGACCCCACCCUAGAACAAUUCAAUUGGAACCUAUGAGAUGGGACCCAGGCAUCAACAUUUCUUUUUUCAUUCCUCAAGUUAUUUUAAGAUGCAGUCAUAGUUGAGAACUACUCAGAAAUAGGCUCUUAUUUGAUCCUUUUUACAGCUCUAAGACAAGAGUGUUAUUCCAGGCACUUCACGAAUGAGGAAACAGGUCCACAGAGGUGUGGUGACAUGCCCAAGUGACACAACCAUAAAUAGUACCAAUUCAGAGAGAUCCCACAUUUUCUCCCUCCCGACUCACUGAGACUGGCUCAAUAUCGACUUCUGAGAAAUGUAUUCCUGGAGGUCGGGAACGAAAUGAAGAAUGUGUUUAGACUCCAACAUUGGGUGACUAGAUCUUCAUUCUUUUCCCCUCCCUUUUCUCAUUUACAGGUCUCCCUUCAACCACAGAAGUCACCCUGGAACUCAUCCCGCAGUUAGAAUUUUGUUUGGAGCCCUCUUGCUUAGUUGAAGGAGUUUCGUAGUUGUUCCCCCCCCCCCCACCCACCACCACUGUGAACAGGUUUUUCAGGGGUAUAUAAACUCUGGGAUGUUUAGUUUCUGAUGUCAGGAGUCUUCAUGUUCUCAAGGACAAGUGUCAUUGAGAGUGACCAUUAGGUCAUUAGUCUGUCAGAGGAAGCCCAUCACCUUAGCCUUUGAAUGUAGUAACAGACGUUUAUCUAAUAAAUGAAUUGAAGAUGAAAUUACCUCUUUGAGGCCUUUGCAAACAGUGUUUAACCAGUUUAUAUAAUUGUUUGAAUACAACACGCCUUCUAUGUGAUUAUGGCUGAUUUUUUUUUCCUUAAAAAACUCAUGGAAUGUUCACCGUUGUAUAGUUUUAAAAAGUUUACUUUGGCGGUCUCUACAAACCUACCAUUUCACUUUCUCACCAGUUCUUUUCUCCUAACUCUCUUCCUAUGUUGGAGCUCUGAAGGCCUAACUGUAUGUACACUUUACCUGCCUGACAGAAUUCUCCAAAACAUGCCUAAAAGUAAAAUAUGUUCGUAUUUUCAAAUAAUUUGGAAGAGUCGGCUCAAUGCCAUCAAGUGUGAAAUCUGUUUUGAUAUACUUUCUCCCCUUGUCUUCCCAGGGCUGCUUUUUGUGAUGCAACAUGUUUAGUCCUUAACUUGCAAGGUCAUCUAAAACUUAAAGUUUCACAAAGUGUGGUUUCAUAUGACUUGGAAUAAUCUGAAAAACUUCAGUGGUUACGAAAGAGCACAGCACAUAAAAACCAAAUUUGAUUAGUUGAAGUCGGUGUUUAUGUUUUGCUUUGGAGGUUUGUGUAUAUGUGUGUAGUUUUUAUUUAUAUUGGAAUUUGGUAAACUAAAUGUUCAGACAAAUAAAAGUAAUUGAAAUGGAAA
Messenger RNA from Symphalangus syndactylus (siamang), 3372 nucleotides. It is a transcript of the gene TCEANC, whose product is annotated as transcription elongation factor A N-terminal and central domain containing. The record is from RefSeq and is a predicted model, not a curated record. Lineage: Eukaryota; Metazoa; Chordata; Mammalia; Primates; Hylobatidae. Gene Ontology annotation, biological process: DNA-templated transcription. Gene Ontology annotation, cellular component: nucleus.